Thamnophis sirtalis is the source of this 9681-nucleotide messenger RNA. The record is from RefSeq and is a predicted model, not a curated record. Lineage: Eukaryota; Metazoa; Chordata; Lepidosauria; Squamata; Natricidae.
GAUGAUGCUGCACAGCCACUGAAUCUUUCUGCUAGACCCAAGACAGCAGAACCUGUCAAAUCCCCGACGUCGCCAACGCAGAGCCUCUUCCCUACGUGUAAAACAAGCCCUGUGAAUGUGGGCAAUAAAAGUGGAAUCCCCAGUCCCAUUGGCGCGACUCUGGGAAGAGGAUCUUCUCUAGACAUACUUUCCAGUCUUAACUCACCUGCCCUUUUUGGGGACCAGGACACUGUAAUGAAAGCAAUUCAGGAGGCUCGAAAGAUGAGAGAACAAAUCCAGCGGGAGCAGCAGCAGCAACAGCAGCAACCACAUAUUGAUGGAAAGCUUCCCUCCCUGAAUAGUAUGGGCCUAAACAACUGUAGAGCUGAAAAGAUAAGGGAUAAUUAUCUUCCUUUCUUCAUGGAAGAUAUAAAAAAGGCCUCCGUGGUCCUGAAAGGAUGCAGUAUUCCCCCGAAAAAUAGAAAGACUCUCUGGAGAACUGGUGGAGAGAGAAUAGAGGAAAGAACACGCUUUGAGAAUUUAGGCCCACAGCUAUCUGGGAAACCCAGUGAAGAUGGAAAGCUAGGUCCAGGAGUCAUUGAUCUUACAAGGCCAGAAGAUGCAGAAGGAAGUAAAGCAAUGAAUGGCUCUGCAGCUAAACUACAGCAGUAUUAUUGUUGGCCAACAGGAGGUGCUACUGUGGCUGAAGCUCGAGUCUACAGAGAUGCCCGGGGACGAAGCAGCAGUGAGCCGCACAUCAAACGACCAAUGAAUGCUUUCAUGGUUUGGGCAAAGGAUGAACGCAGGAAAAUUCUUCAAGCUUUUCCUGACAUGCACAACUCCAACAUUAGCAAAAUUCUUGGUUCCCGCUGGAAAUCCAUGUCCAACCAAGAGAAACAACCUUAUUAUGAAGAGCAAGCACGCUUAAGUAAAAUCCACCUAGAAAAAUACCCUAAUUACAAAUAUAAACCCAGACCAAAACGCACUUGCAUUGUUGAUGGCAAAAAACUGCGCAUUGGAGAAUAUAAACAACUAAUGAGAUCUCGACGACAGGAGAUGAGGCAAUUUUUUACCGUAGGGCAACAGCCUCAGAUUCCAAUUGCCACAGGAACAGGAGUGGUCUAUCCUGGUGCUAUUACUAUGGCAACAACUACACCAUCACCUCAGAUGACAUCUGAUUGCUCCAGCACUUCUGCUAGUCCUGAGCCCAGCACCCCUGUCAUUCAGAGCACUUACAGCAUGAAGACGGACAGUGGGAGCCUGGUUGGAAAUGAAAUGAUAAAUGGGGAAGAUGAGAUGGAAAUGUACGAAGACUUUGAGGAUGACCCCAAAUCAGACUAUAGCAGUGAAAACGAAGCCCACGAGGCUGUCGCUGCCAACUGAGGAUGUUUGCUGAAUUACUCUGACUUUGUUUUGUUUUCUUUUGAACAAAAAGUUCUUAAAAUGAGCCUGCAUGCAUGUAUGGCUCCUACAGUUACAUCUGCAGAAUGGUCUUAAAUGUUUCUUAUUGUGUGACACAGAUUGUUCCCUAAUUUUCAUGAACUUUUUUAAACAAUUUAGGUGAAGACAUUAAGUAUCAGACAUUGAGACUUGAAAACUGAUAUGAAUCAAUUGUUCUCUUACAAGUCUUAUCUCUCUUUUUUUGUCUAUUCUUUCCUCUUCCUGGAUACUGACAAAAAGGUUUAAGUUACUGUUUUAAUGGGGGUUUUACAUUCUCACUCAGGUAUGCUGUGCCAGCCUACAGAUUGUGAAUGUGUUUUUAUUCUGAAUUAUUUUGAAAAACAAAACAAAAAAACUUACAAAUUUCCUAUCAUGAAACAGAACAAGUCCUAAGCGUGUACAUCUAUCUGUAUUAGCUCAUCCUUUUAAAAAUAAGGUCUCUAAAUUCCUCCCCCCCUCCUUAUAUAUAGCUGACCUUCUGAUGUGCCAAACUUUCCUAACUUCUGAAUCUUAAUAUUUAAAAAAAAGUCUUAAGGGAGACACUGUAAAGUCUUAGACAAUCCUUUGGCAUCUUAAAAAUACUGCUAUAUCUUAAAAGAAAAUCCUACUUUUUCCAGAAAAUUGUAAAAUACUCAGGAAUCUGGAGACAGGAUAUUGCUUAAAAAGUGAAUAUGAUUGCUACAAUGCACUUGUUCAAUUGCUUCUGCCUCUUGAUGUACCAUCAGUGUGAAACAUGAGUAAGCACAACAGAGUGAUCACCAGCUAAGACAGGCUUGUCUUAGCAACAUAAGGCCACCUUCAAGUCAUUCUCUGUCCCUUUGCUUUGAAUUCUUAUAUUCAGUCUUAAUUACAUUUGGUCUUAAUGUAUUCAUUCCAGAAUGUCAGGGGGCCAUGUAGUAAAAACAUAUUUUCAAGGGUACUGUUGUAAUGGCAUUAUCAUUUGUUUGCCUUUUAUUUCUUUUAAAGAGCCUUUUCCCCUUAAAGUGUGUGGUAUCUUAAAAAUAAUGAGGCACUUAAUAUUGGAAAGGAAUAACUCUCUAUUUCUCUCUGUGUGUCUCUCUCACACACAUGAGGAAAUGUGUUUCUACAUGUCAGAAACACUUGGAAAAAUGUUAUUAUUAGUAGAACAGUAUCAUAUACAGGAGAGUGUACAAUAUUUACCCACUAUGCUGUUUCUUUUUAGGAUAAUUUGUGAGGCUUCCCUAUAGUACUGCUGUUUUCUAAUUUUGAGUUAUUGUAUGUUGUCAGACAACACUUCAUAUAUUCCCCACCUACUAUGCCCAGCGCUAGGCAUAAUAAAAGUUGUAGCCUAACACAGUAUUGGGUGCAAGGCUUAAAACUACUUCUGUUAAAUUCAUGUAUUAGAUUAUCUUAACCUUUGUCUAGUGCAUAGACAGCCUAGAAAUACAACAUAGUCUUCCUCUUUCGUGGAGAGUAAAGUGCUGCCACUGUUUAGAAAUCUUCCUAUUGCUGUUCCAAUAAUCAUCCUUUGAUGAUAUUAUAGAAAUUUUAAAUCUUGCAGAUAAUCUGUGUUGAAUAUUAAUUCUAGAGGACUGAAAAGGAUGCAAAGAUCAUCCUUGUACUUAUAAUUUCACUUUACUCAUUUAGAUGCAUAUGCUCAGCAGUAUUUGAAAAUUUUCAAAACUUUGUUAUCUGCCAUAUAAGAAAAAAAACAAAAUGAAAGAACAUAAAGCUAACCCCAAGGUCAGUAUUUGUGAAUUAUGCCAGGUCCUUUAGAUCAAAACUGCUGUAGAAAUUUAAAUUCUUAUUUAUUUCAGUGCUAAUAUAUAGUUUUAUUAUACAUAAUAUUGAUUUCUAAGGAGCCAAGGGCAAGGUAAAAUAAAGCAUUCCCAAAUUAAACAUCCAGCUAUUUGUGGAUGUCAGUAUUUAACACUGAAAUUUGAAAUUGAUGCAUUUAAUGUAUUUCAAAGUAUAAAACCUGGUUAGUGACUUAUAAGCUCUUUUAAGAGUUUUCACCAACUCCUAAGGUAGAAGGCAUUAAUAGUCUUUGAUUUGAAAAUAUAAAUGUGUUCUUCUUUAUAUCUUACUAUCAAUAGUUACAACUAUUUCUAACUGCUACAUAUACCAGAAAAAUUGCAGUUUUAUAUGCCUUCUAAGUAAAACCAGUUUCACGUAAACAUUUUAUGGUAUGGCAGGGUAAAUUUUUCCAUGCCAAUCAGAUUGUCAGUGUGAAUGUUUAAUGGUGAUUAAGAAAAUAUAUCAGGUAUUAAUCCAAAUGGAGCAGCUGCCUCUCCAUUGCCCUUCCAAGUAGUAUGUUUUAUCCAAACCAUUUAAUUAUAAGAGGGUGAAUUGUGUCAAGAGUUCUGCCUUCUACAAACAUGCCAUUCUUAAGACUGGAGGAAGAUUCUUAUUAGCUUGCUCAGGGGAUAAGAGUGCCAGGUUUUUCAAUAGCAUUUUAGCACUUUGUAGGAUGGCAAAGAUGAUAAACCACCAAGUAAUAAAUCUAUGAAAUAUGACCUAGGUUCUUCUACACUUAAACGAUUGCAAUCAUAUCUUUGUGCCUAGAGCUUCCAUUACCGAGAAUGGCAGAUGAGGCACCCUCUUUCUGUUUGCAAUGGGAAGUUUACAUAGAGAGACUUGGUCUUUUGAUAGAGGCCAUUGUAUCUUUUUGCUUAGUUCUUUUCAGAGGGUUUUAGACUUCAAUAAUUAGCAACAUUAAUGGAAUGUCAAACCAGAUUAUCAUCAUGCUGUCACAAAUCUUGUAGUUUUAGCAGAAAAAGAAAAAUAUGACCUAGCAGUUUCCAGUAAUUAUUUUGAGAAGUGGAGGCAGUUCUGCAAUUUUACAAUAGGAGUGUUUAAUCCAUGCAGCAAGCCGGCUGAUUAUUUGUGCGUGUGUGUGUGCGUGUGCGUGUGGAUGCAUACACACACAGUCAUUGGCAGCCAUUCUACAAUCUAGAAUAGAAUCAUUUAUCUUUUCUAUUUAUUUGAAUGAAUGCUUCUCUCAUAUCCCACAGUUAUGACAGUAAAACUGGUCUAGCCAAGAUGUAAAGGCACUUGUUAUCAUUAGCUGGUGAGAGUCCUCUUUAUCUAGUUAAGGUACUGAAAUAAAAUCCUUUGUUGUCUCUGAGAUUACUUAAGAAUUUGAACUGAUCUAAUAGAUGUAGCUUGGAUGGGAGAUAACCCAUUAUUUCCUAAAGAAUGACUAUUUAUUAAUUUCCUACAAGUUUCUCCUGUUAUAAAUCUCUCUCCAUUCUACAUGUCUGGGGUUGUGGGUUUUUUUCUUUUCUUUUCCAUAGCCAGAAUGCUGUAUUGCUAGCAUUGUAUGUUUUGUAAUUAUUUUUGCACAAGGGCAAACAUUUAGUUUUGUGAGUUAUUUUCUUUUUAUAAUUCUAUGACCAUGCCAAAAUAAUAUUCUGCAGGCUGGCAGAGAACAAAGGACUGUUCUUUAGGGCUGAAACUUGAUUUUACUCAUACUACAAAAACACACACUCACAGAUGUUGUUUCGUAAGUGUAAUAAGCACUGGAUAUAAAUGGUAUUUUUUAUCACUUCUAACUAAUGUGAAACUGUUGUACAAAAAAAAAAAAACGACAAGAACAAAAGUCAUCUGUUUCGACUCGUGUGGGCCUGCCUCACAGUUGCCGGAUUUGAGUCAUUUUUUUAUGUCUUGUUAUUUCAUUUAUUUAUGCAAGAUUCUUAUAUGUAUGAAUACUUUGUUUGAGCUCCAGUCCUCCAUCUGUGUUGAUGAUCUGUAACUUAAAUCUGUGUUCUUGACAUUGAUUGGCUCUUCACGAAUCAGCAGAUGGUAGAAUAUGACUUAUUGGACAGGUUUUGAAUUUAAAAUCUGCAGAAUCAGUUUAUGACAUUUAUUAGCCGAUGCUGGCUCUAAAAUAUCAAUAGAAAUCAAGGAAGGACAAUCAUUGGGAAGCAAAAAUACCUUUUUUUCUUUUUUAAAAAAUUCAUCAUUGGAGCUCAAAACAAGGUUCUUUAGUAGUCACCAUCUCAUUUAAGAUUUUUUUUAAAAAAAAAUUGUAAAUAUAACAUAGGAGAUAGAAUUUUAUUUUUUGUUCAUGGAUACUUAGCUAUAUAUAAGUUAUGUAUUUACUUUUGUUCUGUAUCAGUGUACAUUGGUCCAUAUUAAAUGCUGACAAAUUCACUGUACCUCAUGUAGAUUUUACGCCUGCAGUGUGGCAGCAGUACUGUGGACCUGUAGCUAAGCUGGCGAGUUGCCUCCCUUGUGCCCUCCUUCAAUCUGAAUCCCAUAUAAUAAACACAAAAUACUUCAAACAUUGCACCUGCUUAUAAAAUAACAAUCUCAUAUUUACUCUGUAGUAGUGGCAUUAUAGUUUGGGAGAACAGUAAAACAUUUGUCCAAGAAUUAUAGCAUAGCCAGUUGCUUCUUAGUAUUUCUUCAUUAGCAAAUAAGUGCAUAGGACAUGAAGUACAAACCAUACCUUUUGGGCAUUCUAGCAAUCUGUGAGUCUAGUUCAGGUGACAAAAGUGAUGAUUUCUUAUAUCCUUGUUUAGCUCUGCAGAACAAGGUAAACUUUAGGUCUCAUUUAUUUCAAUUAAAGUAAAGUAUCUUGAUCAGGUAUAUGAUCUCACAAUUCUUUGACAUCUUUGUCAAGAUAGUCUGAGUAGGAUUCAAUUAAGUAUUGCCUCCCCCUCCAAUUUAAUGGAGGUUAUAUUUAAACCAACUUUAAAAACAGAUUGUAAAGGAGACAGUUUUCAUGUAAUUUGCUUCAAGCAAACCUGAUAGCCAUUCUUGGUUUUUUUUUUGUUUUGAAAGCAACCAAUAUGUCUUAGAAAAGUUGUCAAUAGGAAGGCAAAUAAAUAAGAAAGCAAAUAAAUAAUCAAGUGUGUUUGAGGAGUUAGCCAUUAAUCCAGCCUUUUAAAGUAAGUAGUACCAGUUGUUAAUAUAACAUAGAUUUUUUUUUAAAAAAAAAUCUGUGUUUCGUGUGAAACAGUAUUGGCUUGUCAAAAUAGAACUGUAGCAUUUAUAAUUCAUUAAACUAUAAAAGGGCAGUAAUAAUUUUCUAUUGUCCAAGAUAAUGCUUAUUUAAAAUGAAUGUGAUGCCAUGCACUUAGAUUGUUAGAGUAACUGUACUUUGCAAACACAAAAUUUAAUAUUUAACUUUCAAGGAAAGACUUCCGACAUCUCUUGUUGACAAUUGAAGAAUAUUGUUUAAAAGAUAUAAUAAGAACAUUCAACUUGACAUGAAUAAAAUAACUGAAACACAUUUUCACAGGAUUUAUAAAAAGGACAGAAAGCAUCUGCAAUGGAAAUGCCUAUUUCUUAGAAUACACAGUAUGAGAUGCAGGCUUAUAUGAAGGCAUUUACCACCACCCCAACAAUGUAGGUAGCAGGUUGCUAGGGAAAGCUUUAGGCAAUGCUGUUGGAAUUUUUAAAAACUGAAAGUCUAGGCUUUAGGAGUUGAAACAUGUACAUUAUGGCUCUGCAUGCUUUAAAACUAAGAACUUGUUUGGACCCCCGUAAUCCUGGCCUUCUCUGUUCAUGAAAGCAGCUCGUUGUUGUUGUUGUUGUUAUUAAUACUUCCAUUUCACCUGAAAAAAAAGAUGUUGCUGAUUUAAAGUUAAUGCAUCUCGUACAGCGUUGUUGUUUUUUUACAGGCUUACAUGGAAGCUUGGAAAAAAUUGAGUUCUGAGGUGCUGUAUUUGGCAAAGUCCAGAGACUUUUUCAGAUUCAUUUUCCAAGUGUCCAUAGGCAAGCCUGGUGCACAUGUAGUGCAUUUGCUUUGCCGUUCAGUCUUCAGUCUUCUGUUAUAUAAUGUAUGAUGGUAUGCCAAUCGUUUGGGAGAAAGCCCUGGAUCACUUGCUGAUCCCCAUAGUCAUCAAGAGGCAGUAUGAGAAGGAAGGGUGAGAUUAUGAUGGGACAAAACUUACACUCUGGUGUUCACUCUGUAUGAAUGAGUAUGAUUGUUAUUUACAAGGACGGCAGUAACUUGAAAAAAAAAGAUUGUUUGAAUAAUUGUGUAAAUGAAACAAAUGAUUUUGUAAAUGCAAGCAUCACUUGAUUCAUUGUUAAAGCCUGCUCUUAUUGUUUCUCCUGCUGCUUUUCAUCUUAUUGAUUGUUAAUUUCUACUUUUUCCCAGUAAAAAAUGCCAAUGAUCCAGUAGAAAAGAAAAAAAUUCAAGGCCAAGCUCAUGGUAUAUUUCAGAGUAGGUAGAUGAAGUGUAGGCAGCAUGAAUUUUCAGCAGCGUAUACUUUGAAGCAACGAAGCCAUUCUAUUCAAGUCCAAAACAUUUUUUAAAUUGAAGCUUCCGCAAAAUCUUAUACAUAACAGUAUGUAUAUCUGGAUAGGAUUGUCAGUGCCAACAACUGCUCAAAAAUGCAGCUGGUAGAAUGUAUUAGAGUAUUUCAUAUUUUCAAUUGAGCAAAAUAGUCUCUCAGAACUUCUUGACGUUGCAUGCAUGUUUAAAGAUUGAAGUUGGCACUUAAGCAUGACCUUUAAAAAAUUAACAUGUGACCUCAAUUGAUGUUUUUAAAAACAUAAAGGCACUUACAUCCUCUUGUUUCUCAAAAUCAUUUUACUUUGCUUUCUUUUCUCUGUUCUCCACCAUUACCUUUUACUACUUUGUUCUCUGAAUGGUUGAUAUAUUAUGAAUGGUUGAUGUAUUGUGAUCCCAUAUUAGAAAGGAAAAAAUAUACAGAUUUUUUUAUAAAAAAAACAGCUAGAUUUCCUUGUCAUUAGAUUUUAUCCCCCUCCCCUUUUUAAUAAUAUCCCAAAUUAAUUUUUGGAAGCUGAUGGAAAGUAUUCAGAGGGAGCUCACUGGUGUAAAAAGAAGGGUGGCUUUCGCAUGAUUGUAAGAAAACUCUACCCCAUUGGUUUUUUAUGAUAUUAUGAAAGCUCUAAAGAAGUUCAGUGAUCCACUUGCUUUAUAACUUCUGCUUUCUUAGGAAACCCCAAGUGAGAUCCUUGGUGCUCUCAAAAGUUUGGGGAAUGUGCAAACUAUUUAACUGUUUGUGUACUGCACAUUGCAGUACUGCUAGUCCGCAUUCUCCGUUUGUCUUCCUGUCAUUUGUGUUUUGCUUUCUCAAAAGCACAGUCCCCCCCUCCCAUCCUCCUGUAGCAAAUGUUAGAAUGUUUAAAUAUUUCUAUCCAUUAUUGUAUUUGCCAUGUACAAAUGUUUUAUUACCCUAAGAUGAGCUUAUAAGCUGUUACUUACUGUAACCCAUUUUCUUUCCUGACAUUGUGAUGUAUAUUGUGAAAUUGUAUUCUAUGUUAAUUUAAUCAGCACAAUUCACUGACAUGCUGGACUGACAAUGCUAGCUGCUGUUUCAAAGUGUAAAGUUUUGUGUAGAGCUGUUGGGGGGACCUCAGAGGUUUCCCGUGUCAAGGUACUAUGCUUUGGUUCUCUUGGGGGUGGUUCUUUCAAAGCUCUUCUUACACCCCAUAAGUCCAUUUUUAAACUGGUAGAUUUUCUUGUACAAAUUCUUUACAAAGUGCAGGUACCUACCUGAGCCCAGGGCUGGUAAUGAUUUGGGCAUGUAAAGGAAAAAAAAAACCUAGUGUCUAUUGCUGCUUUGAAUAUGUUUUAAAAGUCUGAAAAUGUAAAUAGUUUAUCAAAAAAGGAAAAAAAUCUUGUACAGUCCAGUGUAAAGUUUUUAAAUGAACUGAAAAGGUUGCCAUCGCAUCUCUCACACACUCUCCUCUUGAAGCAGUUUGAAAAGACAACCAAGCUUGCUAAGGAUUUUGAUUUUUUUUUUAAAAAAAUAAAGAUAUCUGUACUCUUAAUUUAAGAGGGAAAAAAAUCAUUCUUAGCUUUACUUCAUAGCAUAAACAGACUUAUUGGAUUUUGUUGUGCAGUAUUGACGUGAGGUAAAUUAAAUAUUAAAUAAUUUUUCAGUGGUACUUUUAAGAGUUUUCUCUGCUCUGCCUCCGAAAUGAAUAUAAAAGACAAAAUGGAAAGACACUUUCUUUAUAUCAUAUAUUCUGGUGUAUGCUGGCACCUUACUUACAUCUUUGUGAGGAUAUUUGUUUCUUCCUCUUCUUUCUCUUCCUCCUCAUAUUCCUCCUCCUCUUCUUUUCCCCCUCCUUCCCCUCCUUCCUCUUCCCCUUUUUGCACAAGGUGCUUUCCUGAUAUGUUUAACAUGUCAUCAUUGGGUGAUGCCAUAUACGCCAUGAUAAAGGGGGUCUGAACCCUCAGGGGAGUGUCUAUACGACUGCCUAUUUAUGCUCAUUUACCUCAAGACUGUCCUCUCUGCCCUUAAUCUAUUCACCAUCACUCCAUAUUUUGUACUGCUGUUGACACUUACAGAUUAAAGAUAAAUUUUGUUUUAU